UUCAGAUAUUGAGAUAAUUAAACUUGUUAUUGAUCGUAUGGAUGGAAACCAUUGCUAUCAUGAUGUAAGGGAAUUCUCAAUUUCCGAAGCUUUAGUACACGCUGUUUAGUAUAUAUUCUAGCUGUAUGGUUAAUACUUAGGGCACAUCUCAUACAACUUCCUCAAUUGAUUCUUCUCAUAUUUGUGUUGCGUUAGACAUCCGUGAAGCAAAUAAGAAAGUUGCUGAAGAGCUAAUGGGACUUGAACCUGAAGACGCCCUAAGGAAUCCAAGAUAGAAGACAAGUUCGAGACGCCUUGGGAGAAUGUCAAAAUCAUUGUUCCAUAUCAAGAGGAUAGGAGACCGAGGAUUUGGAGAAAUGAAAAGAGUAUCAAGAAGAUUGACAAGCUGGAAAUGAGUGGUUUGCAACAUCUUGAAGGAACUGCUGCUUCCGGUCACAUAUGGAUGCUGAGAAAUAUGUCUGUAGAUCAGAAUGAUCCUUAUGGACAUCGUGAGCGACUGAAGAAACAUUCUGAUUCUCUAUUCAUUGGAAUCCACUCAGUGGAAAUUCAUAGCUGUGGAUUGGUGAAAAAUCUUGUGAUCGAGUUUGAGCGAUAAAAAGGAGUUGUACAAAGAGUUUCAGAAGCUGAUCUCUACCAUGUUGUUCCUGCCGAUCUUAUACAGCUUUUCUAUGAAUACAGGAACAUGAGAUUCAGCGAAGUUCCUCAAAAUGAAAAAGAACUAGGCCUCAAUGUCAUCAAGAGAUUUAUGAUGCGACAAGUCAAGUAUUAUUCUCUAUUUGAUUUACAAAUGGGCAUUGAGAGCAACUACAAAAAAGUGAAUCUUUAUGCUCGAAGAAAUAGAGCUCCGUGGAUCGAGAACCUAGAUGAAGGCACCAUCACAACACAUUCGGAGACCGGACUCAUUUAUAGAGAUUACAAAGGUGUGAAGCGUAUCUUGCUCCUGGAAGAAAUUCAUAAGUACUGUGAUGGAAUGCUCAGAAUCAUAGAAGAACAUCUGGAAGAAUCCGCGCUGAAAUUGAAGAAUUCUGAGAAUCCAGAUGACCUCAUCUAGAUUGCUCUCAUUGGAGAUUUUGCCGAACCCAUAGGAGUUAGACUUGAUUUCAGAAGAACUUUCAGACAUUAUGAAGUCAUCCUAGGCUACCGGAAGUCAUUGUACAAGACUCAAAAAUGACUCGUGUUUCAUCGACGAUUGAACACAAAGGGGGAGAAUGUUAGAAUAUUAUUUAUUGUGUUCAAUUUAUUUGUAAUUUAUUUAAUGAAUCUUUGUAAUUAAUUAGAUUAAUUGACAGAGAAUUAGGCCCAAUUAUAAGUGCUCUAAUAAGCCCACACGCCUAAGCUGCUUCCAAAUUGUAAUAGGGCUGGUCGAGUCUCUCACCUAUAAAUACAGACUGAGAUGGCUCGAAAAAGCUCUAAGUCUCUACACAUUCUCUUUCCGCAUAUUAUUCUCGUAGAGCACGUAGACUAGAAAUUCUCUCUCUCUAAUACGUUCGAAUACCGUGUAUUGUUCUUCACUGAAUCAUCAUUAUGGAUUCACAGUAUAUGUUGAUGCUGAAUUUCUCUUCUACCGUUUAAAUUCUUUGUAUUAUUCGAC
Cuscuta europaea is the source of this 1591-nucleotide messenger RNA. The record is from the annotation of a GenBank genome assembly. Lineage: Eukaryota; Viridiplantae; Streptophyta; Magnoliopsida; Solanales; Convolvulaceae.